Molecule: messenger RNA, 4476 nt
Organism: Teleopsis dalmanni
Lineage: Eukaryota; Metazoa; Arthropoda; Insecta; Diptera; Diopsidae
Exons: 1
Coding region: 1-4476 (1491 amino acids)
Molecular function (GO): nucleic acid binding
Source: RefSeq, a predicted model, not a curated record
AUGGAAGUCAUGGCAGAAUUGAUUGCCAAACAAUCAGAAUUGGGAAAACAAAUCCAACAACUGAUCACUAACUUCAAAAAGGACUCAAAAGAGAGGAAGACAUCCCCUCGCUACUAUGAAGAGCGUAUUAGGCGACUCAACGAAUUAUGGGAACAAUUUGAUCAUAACGACACACAAAUCAGGAAUUUGCCAGAUUUGGAUACGAGCGUUUCAUAUUUUACCAACAACUACUUUCAGGAAAUCAAGGGAUUAUUUGAAAAAUAUGAGCAGAUUUUCGAAAAUGAAUUGUCAACCAAAAUACCCCCAACACCUUCCUCAAAGGAGUCAGCAACGACAGCACGUCAACCGAUGCCGUCACCGAGGGAAGGACAAUAUAGCACAAGUAUAACAAGAAUGAUACACAAGCAAGGUGCAAUUUGUGUAUCACUGAAGCGACUCAUAGCAGGCAUCAAUCGUCAAACAGGCGUUCAGAUGAAAUCCUUUUAUGAAGUGAAUAUGGGAAGAAUUGAGAAGCUAUGGAAUGAGAUUGAAUCCAUUAAUUUUGAGAUUUGGGAGUACACCAACAAUCCGACUACAGUGGGAUAUAAACUCGAUGAGUAUCUCGAAAUAGAAGAAUUGGUUCAGUCAACUUUAAUUUCGUUAGCUUCAAAGAAAGCAAAUGAUGAACAAUCACAACAAGGAAGCAGUAAACCAGACAGCGCUGGUGUAUCACUGCCUAAGGUAACAAUACCAAAAUUCGAUGGCGAUUACUUGAAGUGGUGUCAAUUCUAUGAUUUGUUCACCGAAAUGAUUCACAAGCAGCAGCUUUCUAACGCUCAGAAAAUGUGGUAUCUCAAAGGUAGUUUAACAGGAGAAGCAGAAGGUUUAGUCCGACACCUGUCAAUAACCAACGAGAAUUAUCAAACGGCAUGGAAUUUGCUACAAGAACGAUAUCACAACAAAAGAAUUAUUGUAGCAACAAUCAUUCAAAGAAUUCUAAAUCAACCAAUAAUAUCAACUAAUCCUUCAGCGACAGAAAUAAGGACACUCCAUGAUGUUACUUUCGAAGGAUUGCUGGCACUGAAGAAUGUGGGACUCGAAACUGAUUCAUGGUCCCCGCUACUGCUUCAUAGUUUGCUCCUCAAACUAGAUAAGCAGACUCGCAUUUUGUAUGAACAGUCGCUGAAUCAUCCAAGAGAGGUUCAGUCGAUUAAGGAGUUCAUGAUCUUCCUGGAAUCACGAUUCCAGUCCUUAGAGGCGAUUGGCCAUAGGGAGAAGCCAUGCUUAGCAAAAACCCUUGCCACAACUAUGGGAAAGGCAAAUAUAUCAACCUGUAAGAUCUGUAAUAAUGGAUCACAUCCGAUAUAUUAUUGCAAAACAUUCUUGCAAUCAACACCACAAGGUCGUAUCAAGACGGUACAAAAACUUAGACUGUGCUUGAACUGCUUACGUACAGGCCAUAGGGCAGCAGAAUGCAAAAGUUCCCGGUGCAACAAGUGCAGCAAGAACCACAAUUCGUUGUUGCACUUAUCAGAGUCUUCCAAGACAACACACAAAUCGAUCAAUGUCAAAUCAGAUUCAUUGGUUGAGAAACCCGGUCAUCAACCUUCUACUGUAAUCACAGCAUUAACACAAAAUAAGGGAUACGUUCUUCUUAGUACAGUUAAUAUGAAAAUAGCUACGUUUGAUGGUGAUUUCAUUGAGUGCAGAGCAAUACUCGAUUCUGGAUCACAAAUAAACUUAAUCACAGAAAAACUGGCAAGAAAAUUAAAAUUGCAGUUACACUCAUCACCGUUAUGGAUAGAAGGAAUUGGUAGAAGCAAAAGGGACACAAAAUACAGUGUGACAACAAAAAUUCAGUCUCGAAUUAAUGAUUUCAAUGUAAAUAUCAACGCAUUCGUGAUGCCUCGAAUUAUCUCAGCCCAACCAACACAGUGUCUGGACACUUCUGGUUGGUCAAUUCCUCAGAAUAUAAAAUUGGCUGAUCCAGACUUCGCGAAUCCAAAUCAAAUUGACUUAUUAAUUGGAGCAGAAUUCUAUCACAGCUUUUUAUCGAUUGGUCAAAUCAAAAUAGGUGAGGGUCUACCUGUACUUCAGAACACGGUUUUCGGAUGGAUAUGCAGUGGCAAAGUUAGCAACGGUAAUCAAAAAUUACUUACCUGUGGCAUGUGCAGCGAAGCUGACGACGAACCAUUGGAUAAUAUACUUACUAAAUUCUGGCAAUUGGAGGAAAUCAAUCAAACGGAUGACAAAUUCACUGAUGCAGAAAAGAAAUGUGAAGAAUCUUUUGCUCAAAAUACUCACCACAAUCAUGAAGGGCGAUUUGUCGUGAAACUACCAUUUAAGGAGGAUACAACUGUUCUUGGUGAAUCCAUGCAGAUGUCGAUGAAUCGAUUUUUUAGUCUUGAACGUCGGCUGUUGAAGAAUUCUGAACUAAAGAAGAUGUACGUUGACUUCAUGCGAGAGUAUGAACAUCUCGGCCACAUGGAAAAAAUCAAUCAGGAUGAUAUAAUGCAUCCACAUUACAUUUUGCCACAUCAUUGUGUAAUCAAGGCAGAUAGUACUACAACAAAGCUUCGAGUGGUGUUUGAUGCAUCUGCAAGAAUAUCAACCGGAGUCUCACUCAAUGACAUCAUGCAUAAUGGUCCAGUCGUGCAAAACGAACUCUCAUCCAUUUUACUGCGUUUCAGGAAACCACGCUUCGUUUUUACAACAGAUAUUGAAAAGAUGUAUCGGCAGAUACUAAUUGAUCCACGAGAUGAAUAUCUUCAAAUCAUUAUCUGGCGAGAGUCACCAGAAGAAAACUUGUGCUAUUACAAAUUAAAAACGGUAACGUAUGGCACAAGAGCAGCGCCGUAUCUGGCAACUAAGUGUCUACAAACCCUGGCCAGAGAGCAUGCCGUUAAAUUUCCGCUUGGUUCCGCUACACUCAGCAAGGAUUUUUAUGUCGAUGACGGUUUAAGUGGCUCAGACAGUCUCAUGGAGGCAAUUGCAACAAAGGAUCAACUUAUUAAAAUAUUGGCGACAGCUGGUUUCAAAUCUCGCAAGUGGUGCGCAAAUAAUUCCCAAUUACUUCAAGGACUCGCUCCAGAAGAUCAAGAAGUGGAUCUCGAUGUCAGCAGUGAGUCACAUAAGACAGUAAAAACUUUAGGCCUUAUCUGGCUACCAAAAUCUGAUCAAUUUUCAAUAAAAACUAACGGACCUACACACAGCAAAAUAACAAAGAGGACCGUAAGUUCUGAGUUGGCGCACAUUUUCGAUCCACUUGGAUUAAUGGCUCCCGUAGUAGUGAAGGCGAAAAUAUUUGUUCAAAAAUUGUGGCAGUUAAAACUUUCGUGGGAUGAAGCUCUGCCUGCUGAAAUGCAUACUCAAUGGACCCAUUUUCGUCAGAGCUUAUGUGAAAUAAACAAUGUAAAGAUUCCACGACAUAUAUUUCAUCAUAAACAACCAAGGAAUACUCAGAUUCAUGUAUUUACUGAUGCCUCCGAAAGGGCCUAUGGAGCUGCCAUUUACAUCAGAGCCGAAAUGACUGAUCGAACUAUCUCAGUUCAGUUACUUUGUUCAAAAUCACGCGUCGCUCCAUUAAAAACGCAGACAAUAUCAAGACUUGAGUUAUGUGCGGCUUUACUAGGAGCACAAUUGGUAGUAAAGGUAAAAAAGGAUUUGGAAUAUGAACAUCAUCCGAUAUUUAUGUGGACUGAUUCUGAGAUAACAUUGCAUUGGAUCAAUUCAGAACCAUCAACAUUCCAAACUUUCGUUGCUCAUCGUAUCAGUAAGAUUCAGCAAUUAACACUAAAGGAACAGUGGAGGCAUGUCAAUACUAAACAAAAUCCAGCUGAUCUAUUAUCCAGAGGUGUAGAUCCAAUUUACAUUCAGAAGAAUGCAAUGUGGUUUUAUGGGCCACUUUUCCUUCAUGGAAAUCAAGAAUGCUGGCCCCAACCAUUCCGUCAGGAAUUGAUAACAUCCGACCAUAUACAAGCGGAAGUCAAAAGGAAGGUACAUGUGCUUACAAUUUCACAUGAUGAUGAACUAAUCAAAAUGAUUUAUACGAUAAGGCAUGGAAACUCAUUCAUAAGGUUGCAACGAAUUCUUGGCUAUGUGUUGAGAUUCAUCAAAGGGUUACGUAAUAAGAGCAAGCACAACGACAUCAAUUUGACACCAUUAGAACUGGAUGAGUCAUUACUCAUAAUUAUAAAAGCCAUACAGCUAAGUGAUUUCAAUGAAGAACGACAUCAACUCUUAAAGAAAAGGGAUCUAAAGGGAAGCAGUAGUCUCCACGGACUUUCUCCAUUUAUCGACGAUAGUGGCGUCAUCAGGGUUGGAGGUCGAUUGACGUCGUCACAUCUUAAAGAUGCCUUCAAACUAGUUAUUUCAUCAUUAGCUGUCUCCAUGCUGAUGUUUUUCAACUUUAGAGAUGAUUGCCGAGGAAUCGCUGUCCCUAUUGGGCUUGAAUGGAAGCUUGUGUGGGAAUAUUUUAAGCGAGUAGUCAUUGUGUAA